This is a messenger RNA of Paramecium octaurelia, 845 nucleotides long. The record is from the annotation of a GenBank genome assembly. Lineage: Eukaryota; Ciliophora; Oligohymenophorea; Peniculida; Parameciidae.
UAUAAACUAUGUAAGGAAUAAUUGAGACAGAUCCAAAAAUAAAUUUGGAAUUUAUGGCUGAGGAGAAUAGAUUUGCUCAUGCUUAAUUAACACUACAAAAUUUAUAGUCACAACCAAUAGCUUUCAAAGUAAGUGUCUUUUGAUGAAUUUAGAUUAAAACUACAGUUCCUCAAAUGUUUUAAGUAAAACCGAGUGUGGGUUUUAUCGAGGCCGAUCGUUCAAUGAUUGUGGAGAUAUCUACAACCUAAGCAAUCGGAUAAGAUUAAAAGUUUGAUGCUAAAUUCUAAAUAAAUGCUUGUUUUAGGGAUUCAAAUGAAUAAGGUACUUUGUGUGAAUCUAACUGAGAUUUGAAUUAAUUUUGGAGGAGCAGAGACCAAUCAACGAUACAAACAACUUAACUUAGGAGCAAGUUGAAAUAUCAAAAUCCUCAAGAUCAAUAGAAUCAAUUUCAAUAACCCUAAUAAUAACAAUAGCAAUAACAAUAACAAAUUACAGGGGAUUCAAAAAUUUUAGAAUCAAGUGUUUUUAACUCGUCUCAUUCUGAAUCAAGAAUGUUUAAAUCCAUCAAAGAAGAUAGUUAAAAAGACGAAUAAUUGAAUCAAUAUAAGGAUCAAUAUGAAAAAUUAGUAAUAAAAUAUAUAUAUAUUGUUUAGUCUCAAGAGUAUCAAGUCUUCAAAUAAAAGAUUUAGCAAGAUUAAUUCAAUAAUUUAUCAAAGAAAGGUAAUUGUUAACAAUAUAUAUUAAGAAUCAAAUGCAAUAAAUACAAGACAGGCGUUAAUUGUAGUAAUAAUUGCAUUAGUAAUUGGAUAUAUUCUUGGAAAAUGAUAAAAUAAUUUAUAUGAAAU